Humulus lupulus (European hop) is the source of this 5985-nucleotide messenger RNA. Its product is annotated as brefeldin A-inhibited guanine nucleotide-exchange protein 5. Gene Ontology annotation, biological process: regulation of ARF protein signal transduction. NCBI's taxonomy places the organism in Eukaryota, Viridiplantae, Streptophyta, Magnoliopsida, Rosales, Cannabaceae. The record is from RefSeq and is a predicted model, not a curated record. Bases 268 to 5616 code for a protein of 1782 amino acids. Gene Ontology annotation, cellular component: trans-Golgi network. Gene Ontology annotation, molecular function: guanyl-nucleotide exchange factor activity. The transcript is spliced from 34 exons.
GACUCAUUCACAACACUGUCGUUUGUCAAUAAAAAACUCAGCCAACGGUGGCAAUUGGAAAUGUCCGAGGCUUCGCUCCGAGCUCCGCGAGAGAAGACCAGUAGCCAGUAGGAGAAGAAGAGUGAAACACACUCUAUAACCGUACCAGAUCACCAGAUCUAAUACACUCUCCUCUCCUCCUUUUCAGAUCUCUCUUUCGCAACUUGCAAAAGUCUAAGAUUGGGGAGAAUUGCGGAACGAGGGGAAUUUUGAUUGAAGAAAGUAAAAAUGGCGGGUGGUGCAGCUGGUGGUUUUGUUACACGGGCAUUUGAGUCGAUGCUGAAAGAAUGUUCGGGGAAAAAACAUCCAGAACUUCAGAAGGCUAUUCAGAAUUAUAUAGAUGGUACGAAAGAGGUCAAUCAGGUUCAGCCUUCCGCUUCCAGUGAGACAAACAAAGCUGCAUCGGUUGCUGGUGAUGAGAGUUCACUUGAAGAUGGAGCUGCAAAAUCUGAAACAGAGGAAAGCCAGUCACAAACAGUUCCUCACGAUGCCGAGGCUAUUCCAGUUGCUAAGCCAGUGAGCAUAAGUGCAACUAUUUCCACUGUCUUGGCAAGUGCUGGGAAUACUUUGGAGGGGUCUGUGGCAGAACUUGUGUUGAGUCCUCUUCGACUUGCAUUUGAGACAAAGAACUUGAAAAUCUUAGAAUCUGCUUUGGAUUGUCUUCAUAAACUCAUUGCAUAUGAUCAUCUAGAGGGAGAUCCUGGUUUAGAUGGUGGUAAAAAUGUACCAUUGUUUACAGACAUCCUGAACAUGGUUUGCGGCUGUGUUGACAAUUCAUCACCUGAUAGUACCGUUCUCCAAGUGUUGAAGGUCCUCCUUACUGCUGUGGCAUCCACAAAAUUCAGAGUCCAUGGGGAACCUUUACUUGGAGUUAUCAGAGUAUGCUACAAUAUUGCUCUUCACAGCAAGAGUCCUGUAAAUCAAGCAACAUCUAAGGCAAUGUUGACUCAGAUGAUCAGCAUCAUUAUCAGGAGGAUGGAGACUGAUCAGGGAGUUCAAGUAAUAUCCGGUUCUGUUGGACAAACGGAAGCUCAGAAUUCAAAGACCGUAGAAGAAACUUCACUGGGGGAUGAAAAUGACAAAGGAAUAACACUAGGGGAUGCACUUAACCAAGCUAAAGAGACAUCUCUUGCAUCUGUGGAGGAACUACAUAAUCUUGCUGGUGGCGCUGACAUCAAGGGUUUAGAGGCUGUCCUUGACAAAGCUGUGCAUAUUGAAGAUGGUAAAAAGAUAACACGAGGGAUUGAUCUUGAAAGCAUGGGCAUAGUCCAACGUGAUGCUUUGCUGGUAUUCCGUACCCUGUGCAAGAUGGGCAUGAAGGAAGAUAAUGAUGAAGUCACAUCCAAGACUCGAAUCUUGUCUCUUGAGCUCCUGCAGGGUUUGUUAGAAGGAGUAAGUCAUUCAUUUACAAGGAACUUCCAUUUUAUUGACUCAGUGAAAGCCUAUCUUUCAUAUGCUUUGCUGCGGGCUUCAGUUUCACAGUCCCCUGUCAUCUUUCAGUAUGCAACUGGAAUUUUCUUGGUGCUUUUGUUGCGUUUCAGAGAAAGUCUUAAAGGUGAAAUUGGCAUCUUUUUUCCUUUGAUUGUUUUACGAUCACUGGAUGGCUUGGAAUGUCCUGCUAACCAAAAAAUAAGUGUUCUACGGAUGCUUGAGAAAGUGUGCAAGGAUCCUCAGAUGCUUGUUGACAUAUUUGUAAACUAUGACUGUGAUCUUGAGGCACCAAAUUUAUUUGAACGCACGGUUACUUCUCUAUCUAAAAUAUCUCAAGGGACUCAAAAUACAGACCCUAACUUAGUUGCAUUGUCACAGACAACUUCAAUUAAAGGUUCAUCGCUUCAGUGUCUUGUGAAUGUCCUCAAGUCACUAGUUGAUUGGGAAAAUGCACGUAGAGAAUCAGAAAUCCAGCAUAAAAGUAUUCAGUCUCCUGAACAAGAAGCUUCAACUGGAGAAUCUGUGGAUGUGAAAACCAGGGAUGGUUUGACCAGUAACUUUGAGAAGGCAAAGGCCCACAAAUCGACAAUGGAAGCUGUCAUCGCUGAAUUUAACAGGAAACCAGUAAAGGGGGUAGAGUAUUUAAUAUCAAAUAAGUUGGUGGAGAAUACACCUUCUUCUGUGGCCCAAUUUCUGAGAAGUACUCCAAGUUUGGACAAGGCAAUGAUCGGGGAUUAUCUGGGCCAGCAUGAAGAAUUUCCUCUUGCUGUGAUGCAUUCUUAUGUAGAUUCCAUGAAGUUUUCAGGAAUGAAGUUUGAUACUGCAAUCCGUGAAUUUCUUAAAGGAUUUCGACUUCCUGGGGAAGCCCAAAAGAUAGAUCGUAUAAUGGAGAAGUUUGCAGAGCGAUAUUGUGCCGAUAAUCCAGACCUUUUCAAAAACGCAGAUACUGCAUAUAUUCUUGCAUACGCAGUUAUAAUGUUAAACACUGAUGCCCAUAAUCCAAUGGUGUGGCCUAAAAUGUCCAAGUCUGAUUUUGUCCGUAUGAAUGCUGCAAAUGAUCCUGAAGAAUCUGCUCCUACAAAUCUCUUAGAAGAUAUCUAUGAUUCCAUUGUUAAAGAAGAAAUAAAGAUGAAGGAUGAAGCAUUUGGUGUUGAAAAAAGUGGCAGAAAUAAACCGGAAGGUGAAGAGAGAGGCCGCUUGGUCAGCAUUCUUAAUUUGGCUCUUCCCAAGAGGCCGUCAACAACUGAUACUAAGUCUGAGAGUGAAGCUAUAAUUAAGCAAACACAGGCAAUAUUUCGGAAUCAAGGAAUAAAAAGAGGGGAAUUCCACACAUCUCAGCAGAUAGAACUUGUAAGGCCUAUGGUUGAAGCUGUGGGAUGGCCUUUACUUGCAACUUUCUCGGUUACAAUGGAGGAAGGUGAAAAUAAGGCUAGGGUUGUUCUUUGCAUGGAGGGAUUUAAGGCUGGAAUUCACAUCACACAUGUGCUUGGAAUGGACACCAUGCGCUAUGCUUUCUUAACAUCGUUGGUUAGGUUUACUUUCUUGCAUGCUCCAAAGGAAAUGCGUAGUAAAAAUGUAGAAGCUUUGCGGACACUAUUAGGUCUUUGUGACUCAGAGACUGACGCCCUUCAAGAUACAUGGAAUGCAAUAUUGGAAUGUGUUUCUCGGCUUGAAUUCAUUACAUCAACUCCUGCUAUUGCUGCUUCUGUUAUGCAUGGAUCAAACCAGAUUUCAAGAGAUGCUGUUCUUCAAUCCCUCAAAGAGUUGGCUGGGAAACCUGCUGAACAAGUAUUUGUUAAUAGUGUUAAGCUUCCCAGUGAUUCUGUUGUUGAAUUCUUCAAUGCUCUUUGUGGUGUAUCAGCUGAAGAACUAAAGCAAAGUCCUGCUCGUGUGUUCAGCUUACAGAAACUUGUUGAGAUCAGCUACUACAAUAUGGCUCGUAUACGCAUGGUCUGGGCUAGAAUAUGGUCCGUCUUGGCAAAUCAUUUUAUUUCAGCUGGGAGCCAUCCUGAGGAGAAAAUUGCUAUGUAUGCCAUAGAUUCUCUAAGGCAGCUUGGUAUGAAGUAUUUGGAGCGUGCUGAACUUGCUAAUUUUACAUUCCAAAAUGACAUUCUAAAACCAUUCGUUGUCCUUAUGCGCAAUAGUCGAAGUGAAUCCAUAAGGAGCCUAAUUGUUGAUUGCAUUGUCCAAAUGAUAAAAUCCAAAGUGGGGAACAUUAAGUCUGGAUGGCGUAGUGUUUUUAUGAUUUUCACAGCUGCUGCGGAUGAUGAUUUGGAAUCUAUAGUUGAUAGUGCAUUUGAAAAUGUUGAACAGGUUAUCUUGGAACACUUCGACCAAGUUGUUGGAGACUGUUUUAUGGAUUGCGUAAACUGUCUUAUCAGGUUUGCGAAUAAUAAAAGUUCGCACCGAAUCAGUUUAAAAGCUAUUGCACUUUUACGUAUAUGCGAGGAUCGUUUGGCAGAGGGUCUUAUACCUGGUGGUGCUUUGAAGCCCAUUGAUGCAAGUGGGGAUGAAGCUAUUGAUGUGACCGAGCAUUAUUGGUUUCCAAUGCUUGCUGGCUUGUCUGAUCUAACAUCAGAUCCAAGACCAGAGGUCAGAAGCUGCGCGCUUGAAGUUUUGUUUGAUUUACUAAAUGAGAGGGGUAAAAAGUUUUCAUCGUCUUUUUGGGAGAGCAUAUUCCAUCGUGUUUUGUUUCCCAUUUUUGAUCACGUGAGACAUGCUGGAAAGGAAAACUCACUUUCUUCUGAUGAUGAUUUACUGCGUGAAACAAGCAUUCACUCACUUCAAUUGCUGUGCAACCUUUUCAACACUUUUUAUAAGGAGGUUUGUUUUAUGCUGCCACCACUUCUCAGUUUGUUGUUGGAUUGUGCUAAAAAGACAGAUCAGUCAGUGGUUUCAAUAUCCCUUGGUGCAUUGGUGCAUCUCAUAGAAGUUGGCGGGCAUCAAUUCAGUGAGCGCGAUUGGGAUACUUUGUUGAAAAGCAUUAGAGAUGCUUCAUACACCACACAACCGCUUGAACUUCUUAAUGCUUUGGGAUUUGAGAACAACAAACCAUUAAUUAAAGAUCAAGAGGUCAAUUGGGCUGAUAGCUCUUCCCCACAUGCUGCUGAUAUUCAUCAAUUUGAUGUAAAUGACGAUGGAAAGGUACCUCCAUUGACACCCAGCAGUGUCGAUGGUGCUGGAAGAACUCAUAGUACUGCAGCCUUCAUUGACCAUAAUCAACAAUCAGGGCUGCGUGUGAACUUGGAUGGUUCUGAAGGCCUUCCCUCACCGUCUGGAAGAAGUCCGAAACCUGCCGAAGGUGGUAGCCUCCAACGGAAUCAGACAAUAGGUCAAAGAAUUAUGGGAAACAUGAUGGAUAAUCUUUUUCUCAGAAGUCUUACCUCAAAAUCCAAGAGUAGUGUUUCUGAUGCUUCAGUGCCAUCAUCUCCUAUUAAGGUCCCUGAUGCCGUGGAACCUGAUGCCAAAGAUGAGGAGGAAAGUCCACUUAUGAGUACCAUUAGGGGAAAAUGCAUCACUCAGUUAUUACUUCUUGGUGCCAUUGACAGUAUACAGAAAAAAUAUUGGAGCAAGUUGAAAGUAGCACAAAAGAUUGUUAUAAUGGACAUCUUGCUAUCUCUAUUAGAGUUUGCUGCUUCAUAUAAUUCAUAUACCAGCCUCAGAACACGCAUACACCAACUACCUGAUGAAAGGCCACCUUUAAAUCUUCUCCGGCAAGAAUUAGCUGGAACUUGCAUAUAUCUAGACAUUUUACAGAAAUCAACCUCUGGGUUUAAUGACAAGACGGAUGAUGAUGUUUCUACCAACAAUGAUGAUAUUCGGCACUCUAAUGAAGAAGAUAAACUUGAAGGAAUAGCAGAAGAGAAACUAGUGUCUUUCUGUGAGCAGGUACUCCGGGAAGCUUCUGAUUUGCAGUCCACUGUUGGUGAGACCACUAACAUGGAUAUUCACCGAGUUCUGGAGUUGCGGUCUCCUGUCAUUGUUAAGGUACUUAAUGGCAUGUCCUAUAUGAACAAAAAGAUUUUCAGAAGACACCUAAGAGACUUUUAUCCUCUGCUUACAAAGCUUGUAUGCUGUGACCAGAUGGAUGUACGCGGAGCUCUUGCUGAUCUUUUCAGGGUGCAACUAAAAGCUCUUCUGCCAUAGCUUCGUCAACUCUCUGAGAAAGGAAUGGAUUUCAACAUCACUGCCGAGCUGCGAGUGCUCAGCCUGUAGCUAACACCGUAUUGUUUCUUCGUAUAUUUUUAUGCCCACAUUUUGAUUUGUUCAGAAACUGGCAUUAUUUUAUUUCUCAUUUUCUCCGGUUAAUUUACUGUAUCGAUUUUAUGGUAGUGAAAUAGAAAGAGAGGUAGGAGAAAAGGAAAAGUAUGUUUUUGAAUUUUAUUGUGUAUCAAUACCCCGAUUUUGUUACUUUAUAGUUAAAAGUAUCCCUAGAUAUUAUGCUGGGAUCCCAUAGUGAUUAGCAACUAUUUGAUUUAUUAAUUUCAAUAAGAUGAUGUAGAGUGUAUUGUUGUA